Prorocentrum cordatum is the source of this 1724-nucleotide messenger RNA. The record is from the annotation of a GenBank genome assembly. NCBI's taxonomy places the organism in Eukaryota, Dinophyceae, Prorocentrales, Prorocentraceae.
CAAGCGCUGCUCGAGCUUCCCUCCCCCCUUCUGCGCCCGCCACUGACCCGCCCGCACCCGUGUCAUGAGCAUGUUUACGGGCAUCCCGGAGGCGCCCCAGGAUCCGAUCUUGGGGACGACCACCCUCUUCAACGCGGACACGGACCCGCGGAAGAUCAACCUCGGAGUCGGCGCCUACCGCACGGAGGACGGGAAGCCCUUCGUGCUGGAGGUGGUCCGGGAGGCCGAGGCGCAGAUGCUGAAGGACCUGGGCACGAAGUGCAACAAGGAGUAUUCCACCAUCGACGGUCCACCAGAACUGAAGAAGCAGACGCAGGGGCUCCUGUUCGGUAAGGACAACGAGGCGGUCACCUCAGGACGCAUCGCUUCCGUUCAGGCAUUAUCGGGGACUGGUGCUCUCCGUGUCGCUACGGAGUUCAUCAAGACGCACAUCGCGAAAGGAGGGGACAAGGACAUUUACGUGUCGGACCCCACCUGGGGCAACCACAACGCCAUCUUCGCCAAGGCCGGGCUGACGGUGAAGAGCUACCCGUACUGGGCCCCCGCCACGAAGUCCCUGAACAUCGACGGCAUGCUCGCGGCGCUCGGGGCGGCGGCAGAAGGCUCCAUCGUGCUGCUGCACGCCUGCGCGCACAACCCCACCGGCGUGGACCCCACGGAGGCUCAGUGGGAGUCCAUCGUGAAGGUGAUGCAGGAGAAGAAGCUGGUGCCGCUCAUGGACAGUGCCUACCAGGGGUACGCCUCCGGCAGCCUCGACAAGGACGCGUACGCGGUCCGGCUCUUUCUGUCGAAGGGCUUCGAGUUCUUCAUGUGCCAGUCUUUUGCGAAGAACCUCGGCCUGUAUGGCGAGCGGAUAGGCAUGCUCCACAUCAUCUGCCAGACGCCCGAAUUGGCGAAGGUGGUGCUCUCUCAGGUGAAGCUUGUGAUUCGGCCGAUGUACUCCAGCCCGCCGAAGCACGGUGCCGAGCUGGUCAUGCACAUCCUCGGGACCGAGGCCCAGUACGCCAAGUGGCAGCAGGAGCUGGAGGGCAUGGCCAAACGCAUCCUGGAGGUCAGGGACCUGCUGCGGAAGGGCCUCGAGGCGAAGGGAACGCCCGGCACCUGGAACCACAUCACCGACCAGAUCGGGAUGUUUUCUUUCACCGGCCUGUCGCAGGCCCAGUGCGAGCGCCUGAUCAGCCAGCACCACAUCUACCUCCUCAAGUCCGGGCGCAUCUCCCUGGCUGGCCUCAACAAGGGCAACAUCCAGUACAUGGUGGACUGCGUGGACGAGGUCGUGCGGGCUUGCCCCUGAGCCUGGCUUCCCUUUUUGUCUUCCUUUCCUCUCUUCCUCUUUCGUUGUGGACGACUCACCUAUCCUCCUAUCCUGGGCCCACUCGAUCUCGGGGCCCUCUCCGUCCCCUCCCCCCCGCCGCCGCCCUGCCCGGCGGGGCGGGCUCCGAGCGGGGACGGUCCCACCUUUGGGGCUCUGCGCUGUAGGAUCACCACAGGCCAGGAUGCCGUGGGCCACCUCCAUGGCAGCCUCCGAGACGGACGCGCGGGCGGGCGGAUUUGUUUAGGCUUCGGCGCCGCAGCUGCGGGACCGCGCUCUCGCCCACCGUGCCGCCGUCGGGGGGGGCUCGUCACCGGUCGGGAUUUCCUCCGAUGGACGGGGGGGGGCAGCACGGCAGCGGCACGGCGGUCCCCGCCGCAGCUCACCGGAGGCGCCUCUGGACGCCCGCGGG